Molecule: messenger RNA, 1597 nt
Organism: Zeugodacus cucurbitae (melon fly)
Lineage: Eukaryota; Metazoa; Arthropoda; Insecta; Diptera; Tephritidae
Product: TBC1 domain family member 13
Exons: 7
Coding region: 158-1333 (391 amino acids)
Biological process (GO): activation of GTPase activity; intracellular protein transport
Molecular function (GO): GTPase activator activity
Source: RefSeq, a predicted model, not a curated record
UGGUUCUUCAUUCGUCAGCUGUAAUCUAAUGACACCUGCAGCAAAAAUCUGUAAAGAAUUAUAACAAAACAUCUCUUUAAAAACAACGCCUCCCCCUAUAGGAAAUAUAAGUGAAAGUUAAGGUUUUUGUAUAUGAAGAUAUUAAAAUUUUAAUUUAAUGUCGAUGUUUAAAGCACGUGUUAAAGAAUUUGAGGAUGCACUGGAGGGUCCUGAAAUUGACAUAAAUGCACUGCGAAACCUUUGUUUUUAUGGAAUACCCGACAUUGGUAGCUUUAGAGCAACUUGUUGGAAAAUUCUUCUCGGUUACUUAGGACCGAAGCGAAGCACAUGGACUGAAACGCUAAGCAAAAAACGAGCUUUGUAUAGACAAUUUAUAGAAGAAUUGGUACUGCCACCUGGUCUAAAUGGAAAUGACAAUCAAGAUAACACCGAUUCAGGUCUUAGUGAUCAUCCCUUAUGUGAGGGGCCUGAAAGUGCUUGGAACACAUUCUUCCAAGACAAUGAAUUUCUAUUGCAAAUCGACAAAGAUGUUAGACGCUUAUGUCCAGAUAUAUCGUUUUUCCAACAAGCCACCGAAUAUCCUUGCGACAUUGUGGUGCAUAGCAAAGGUGAACGUAGACUGCAUCAACGUGUUGUACCGACUGUGUUAAGUUCAGCGAAUGUAGAGCGCAAGGGUUUAGGUAUUACAAAGAUAAAUCUUAUAACAAAGCGUUCCAAUGAGAAUUACAUGGCAAUGGAGGAAGGACUGGAAGCGCAUUGGGAAGUAGUGCAGCGCAUACUCUUCCUUUAUGCUAAACUAAAUCCAGGGCAAGGCUACGUGCAGGGCAUGAAUGAGAUUGUCGGUCCAAUAUAUUAUAUUAUGGCCUCCGAUCCUGAUUUGGAGUACAGAAAAUACGCUGAGGCAGAUUGCUUUUUCUGCUUCACUGCAUUGAUGAGUGAAAUUCGUGAUUUCUUCAUAAAAACGCUCGACGAUUCCGAAGGCGGUAUUAAAUUUAUGAUGGCAAAAUUGGCUAACAUGCUUAAAGAGAAAGAUCCCGAAGUGUUUAAUAAAUUAAAAGAACAAGAACUGCAUCCACAGUACUACAGUUUUAGAUGGAUAACGCUACUGUUAUCACAAGAAUUUCCACUACCCGAUGUGGUGCGCAUAUGGGAUUCAGUUUUCUCCGAUGAACACCGUUUCGAAUUUUUGAUAAGAAUAUGCUGUGCAAUGAUUUUAAUACAACGCGAUCUCAUACUGCAAAAUGACUUUGCAUCAAACGUUAAACUGUUGCAAAAUUAUCCGCCUAUUGAUAUCAACAUAGUCUUAUCGCAUGCAGUAUCUUUAAAUGGAUAAUAAGACCGCCUGAUUUAGAAACUAAAAUGUUGUACACAUCCCAAGCCAAUUUUUACACGCCACUAUUUAAGGCACCACUAGUUAUAACACAAAAAUUACACAUUUCUAGCAUUUAAGAGCCUUCAUUUAUAAUUUAUAUACUCGGAUUUAUAGUUACUAUGCUAUAUAUAUAACUCAAAUCAUUUUAUUCGAAAUGUUCAUUUAAUAUAUAUAUAUAAAUAUUUAUCUUUUUAAUAUAUUUUUUACCCGACGAACAAGUUAUGA